UCGCAUUGGUAUCCCCCGACUUCAUUGACUAGUACACUGCUAGUGGCACUGUCUCGGUCGACCCCUCACUGUACAGAAUAAACACCAAACAUUAGAUUUUCCCAAGCAUUAUCCAAAUACAUCCAAUCUCUGAAUACUGGAGCCAACUUAUGUACAAUCUCUGAGAUUAGUUCCAGGAUCUGUCACAGAUCUAUCUGAAACCAUGGCCAAGAAUCAUCAACCAAUUCAAACCAAGCCACAAGUUUAUACCAAGCAAGAUUUGAUCGCACUCGGAAACUCGAACCGGAAACUCAACCAUUGGCCAACCAUUAUCCUCUGCAUUAUAUUCGUCAUAACAGGUCAAUCCAUAGCUAAAAUCCUCGAAAACUUUUACUACGACCAAAUUGACCACAACGACAACCAUCAAAACGACGGCGUUUGGACUCAAUCUCUCCUCCAAACCGUUGGAUUCCGUCUCCUUCUCCCUUUCUAUAUAUUCACCGCCAAGAAACACAACCAACAGCAAUCUCCAACCACUUCCGACCGAACCUCAACCAAGUACAUAAUAUCUUUCUCCGGUCUCAUCGGAAUCCUCUGGUCGAAUCAAGGAAGAUUCUCCGCCAAGGCAAAGCUCGAACUCCCCUUUAGGGUUUUCACGCUCAUCUACACAACGCAGCUCUUCUUCACUCUCAUCUUCGCCGCCUUCAUCAACAAGAUCAAACUCAACCGUUGGAUUAUCACCUCACUGAUCUUGGCAACCGCCACCGGAGCUCUCACCUUCUCUUCCUCAUUCGGCGGCGAGCCUGACGAAGCGGAGGCGAACAACGGAAGAGGCUCACUGGCUGCUCUAAUCUCCAGCCUAUACUUCUCUCUCCUCCUCUGUGUCAUUCAAAACGUGUUCAAACGUACCAAAGCCCCAAGCUUUGCAUCAGUUUACCAAGUCCUGAUCAUCUCCUCCCUAUUGGCUACGAUAAGCUCAGCCGCGGGUCUUCUCAUCGAGGGCGAGCAAGACGAUUUCAAGAGGGACAUGAAUGGUUUCUCGAAAGGGAAAGGUGCGUACGUGAUGGCUUUGGUGGGUCAAGUCGUUGCGUGGCAGGUCUACUGGGCUGGGAUCGUCGGACUAGUCUUCUCCGUCUCGAGCGUCUUAGCUAACGUGAUCAGUGUCAUUACAUGGCCAAUCGUGUCGGUGCUUGUGGUGAUCUUCUUUGGCUACGUGAACGAUGAGUUUGAUGUCUUUAAAGGUGUUGCCUUGGUCACAGCCUCCUUAAGUGCGGCCGCUUAUUUCUAUAGGCUUCACAAAGAGAAUCUUAGCUACUGACGUGGCGGCGAUCUUCAAAAAGGUUACUUGUUUUGUUAAAACCGUGUUGUUUCUCUGUGUGAGUUGGUGCUAAAUGUAUAUUUUGUCUUCACAUUGUAAGUUUUGUAGUGAAAUAAAUAUUUGGAAGUGUGUAUUA
Molecule: messenger RNA, 1433 nt
Organism: Brassica oleracea var. oleracea
Lineage: Eukaryota; Viridiplantae; Streptophyta; Magnoliopsida; Brassicales; Brassicaceae
Product: probable purine permease 14
Exons: 2
Coding region: 203-1297 (364 amino acids)
Cellular component (GO): membrane
Molecular function (GO): purine nucleoside transmembrane transporter activity
Source: RefSeq, a predicted model, not a curated record